This is a messenger RNA of Trematosphaeria pertusa, 882 nucleotides long. RefSeq lists its product as uncharacterized. The transcript has 2 exons. The annotation marks the transcript as partial. Lineage: Eukaryota; Fungi; Ascomycota; Dothideomycetes; Pleosporales; Trematosphaeriaceae. The record is from RefSeq and is a predicted model, not a curated record.
UUCCAGGGUCCCAGCCGGCGACGGAGCGCCCAGUUUCUGACGUAGCCCAUUGGGAAUUGAUGGCUCUUAUAUAUGGCAUGGUGCGAACACGGAGCGCUUCAUGGAAACUACGGGGAAGGAUGUGGAACUCAUGAAGGCGACUCUUGACCACCAGCUUCCCUCGAACGUUCGCGAGGCUAGGAACCAGCUCUCCGCCGGUGUCAUGCAUGCAGGUCAUCAAGACAUCAUGCCUCCAGAAGGCCUUCAGGCCCCUAUCGGCCCCCGCCCAUAUCGCCAGGGCGCCACGUGCCCAGAAGUCUUUCAGACUCCUAUCCCCUCACGGCUGCAAGCUAGCCGGCACCUACAAGGAGAAGACCCGGAUCUACGCCAGCCCUCACACGCUCGUGCGCUCCCCUCCGGUGAGGAAAUCUGGUUUACGGACGCGAGGGGCAGGUCAGUCGAUCCUGAUCUCGUUCCAGACGCUGUUAAGCACGCUGCGAUUCAGCUGGCUCUCGAUAUCCCGAAGCCCGGCGUGCGUGGAGGCGGACUGGACAUCGCGGUCUGCGUGAAGCGCAAAAAGAAGAAGCUUAAGACGCACUUUGACAGAUCGGACGGCUCACCGCUGUUUGCAUGCGAUCACUGUCUGGACGAAGACGGCGUCUGCCUCAGGCGGGUGGACACUGGAUUCCUCGCCCGGUGCCGCGCCGGGACGGACCCGGUUCAGUGGAUGAGCUAAGAGACUGGGUAGGCGGCAGUACCUAGGUAUCAACACUCGCUAGCAUCAUGUAUCGAGCAUCUUCGCUGCAAAAUCUGCCAAUUUCUCGUAUGGGCCGAGGCCUCGACACCACAUGUAUGAUAGCUCACUGCGCAUUUACAGAUAUAUCCCAGCAAUGUAAAGCAGAU